This is a messenger RNA of Drepanopeziza brunnea f. sp. 'multigermtubi' MB_m1, 1464 nucleotides long. RefSeq lists its product as uncharacterized. Gene Ontology annotation, biological process: ceramide biosynthetic process. NCBI's taxonomy places the organism in Eukaryota, Fungi, Ascomycota, Leotiomycetes, Helotiales, Drepanopezizaceae. Gene Ontology annotation, molecular function: sphingosine N-acyltransferase activity. The record is from RefSeq and is a predicted model, not a curated record. Gene Ontology annotation, cellular component: membrane.
AUGGCUACUACCACCACCAACGACACCCUCUUGUCUCUGUCCGACGAACUGGCACCCUUGGGAGGACCGAACAGCGCAGUCAACCCUCGCCUCCGAAGACGCUCCAGCGGACUCGGAGGAGAGAUCAGGGCAGGAGACACAGGCUCGCCGGCAUUAGCAACAUUGGACGUGAGACCGCCGUCUCCCGCAACAAUCAAAGCGCAGACCGAACGCGACCGCAAAAAGCCAUUCUCCAAGCGCAGGAAAGCCAAAACAGUCUUCCAACAGUGGAAAAGGUAUGCGUUGAAGCACACAUGGGUUACACCGCUGGCGCUGUUGCUGGUAUUCCUCGCCCUCUAUGCGAUCAACCCGACUAGCUCGAAUCCUGUCCACCACUUUAUCUUCCUCUCCUACGAGAUUCCUUUAAGUCCGAACGACCCGCCGGGAACACUGACUCAAUAUGGGAAGGGAGGCUGGGAUCUCGCGUUCGUCAGCUUCUAUGUUAUUGUGCUCUCGUUUACAAGAGAGUUCAUCAUGCAGAGAAUCCUACGACCUCUGGCCAAGCGCAGUGGAUUGAAGAGCAGGGCAAAGCAAUCCCGCUUCAUGGAGCAGAUGUAUACGGCUAUCUACUUUGGAUUUCUCGGUCCCUGCGGAUUAUAUGUUAUGAGUCGGACACCUCUUUGGUACUUCAACACCAGGGCUAUGUACGAGUUCUUCCCACACAAGACCCACGAGGCUUUGUUCAAGUUCUACUACCUCUUCCAGGCGGCAUACUGGGCUCAGCAAGCAAUUGUGCUUGUGCUGGGAAUGGAGAAGCCCAGGAAGGAUUUCAGGGAACUGGUUGGGCACCACGUAGUGUCAUUGGCUCUGAUAUUCUUGAGCUACCGUUUCCACUUUACCUACAUGGGUCUCGGGGUCUUUAUCACCCACGACAUCAGCGAUUUCUUCCUCGCCACCUCCAAAACUCUCAACUACCUCGACCACCCACUCGUCGGCCCCUAUUUCGGAUUCUUCGUCGUCGCCUGGAUAUACCUGCGCCAUUACCUCAACCUCCGCAUCCUCUGGUCCGAAUUCAAUGAGUUCAAGACCGUCGGCCCCUACGAACUCAACUGGGCAACCGAACAAUACAAAUGCGCUCUCUCGCACUGGAUCUCCACCAUCCUACUUGCCGCUCUCCAAGGCCUGAACCUUUUCUGGCUGUACUACAUCUUGCGCAUCGCAUACCGGUUUGUUUUUGUAGGCACUGCGGACGACGACAGAAGUGAUAACGAUGAGAAUGAGUUCCAAGAGGAGGAGAGGCUGGAUGCGGAGGCAAGAGACAGGCGGGCGCUGAAGGAAGGAACUGCUAGCCCUGCGGUGGUGCUGCUGAAUGGGCAAUCUAUGAAUGGCGCUGCCAAGGGCUAUGGGAUUGCAGCGAGCAGUGGGGCGAAGACCCUGUCGAAUGGGGCUGCAAAUCGGAAGGAAACUGGCAGGACGAAAGCUUGA